AUGCAAACUUCGGAUAGACCAACAGAGAUAUGUACUAAUCAAUUAUUAUCUAUACCUAUUGAUGGUCGAUGGAUAUGGGAUGAAAAGAGAAAAGAACUUGUUUAUGAAAGUCGUAAUCGAAUGCAUGAUAAUGAAAAAUCAAGUUCAAAUGAAUUAUUAAAAAUUGAUCUAAGAUCUGGUUCAAUUCAUUAUCGAAAACAAAAUCGACCUUUACAAUAUAUUAUUAAAACAAAAGAUAAUAAGAAAAUUACACUUGGUGAUGUUAUUCGUUAAGAUCGUUCACAAAUGGAAAAAAAUCGUAUUCGUAUUGCAUAUGCUAAUUUACUUGCUUGUCUACGUGAACUUGGUUGUAAAUAUGCUAUUUUAUUAUUAGGUAUUAAUCUAAAAGAUUUUCAUCAUAUGCGUAAUGGCGAUCUUUUUUAUUCAUGUACAUAUAUUGAUCGAACUAUAUAUGAAUCUCUUUUUAUUUUUUCAACAUAUUUUACUUGGAUUACAUUUUAUCGACAAAAUUUUGAUUUAAUUCGAAAUGAAUUAGCUCGAUUAUUUCGAGCUGAUGGUGAUGUUGAAAUGCUUCAAAUUCCAAUGACAGAAAGUUUUGAAGGUCGAAUAAAAAAUCAUACAUUAACUAAUUCUGUAAAUCGACAUAAACUUAUUGAUUGCAAUGAAAUUUUUUCACAAUCAAUGGCUAAAAAGGCUGCAAUUACGAGAACUAGUGAAAUACAGAAUAAAAAAAUUUCUUUACAACGUACAAGUUCAAUGUUUUGGAAUUUCAAUAAAAUAUCUAGCGAAUCAAAUACAUGGAUUAAACCAAAUAUGUCAAAAAGACAAUUAAAAAGUGUUUUAACAAAAGAUUUCAAUGAGUUUGACUUUUUGAUUGUUAUCGAAAUUCUAUGCUAUUUAUCAAUAGUAGAAGAAUUCAAGAAAAACGAUGAGUUAUAUCCAUUUGAACUAGAUACGAAUUCACCUUAUUAUCGUCAAAGAGAAAAAUUAUUUAUUUCUCAACGUAAAAAUCGUAUGCGUGGUAUUUUAACAAAUCAAUUAAAAAGUCGAAAUCAAAGUCUUAUUGAAGAACAAUAUCGUCAUUUAAAGAAUUUUGAUUUAAUACGUUUGACAUUAAAACCCAAUAUGGAAAAUAAUAUAAACAUUCCUACAGAAUUUCUUGUGACAUUACCAGGUCAAAUAAGUACCACGACACUUCAUUAA
Molecule: messenger RNA, 1203 nt
Organism: Rotaria sp. Silwood2
Lineage: Eukaryota; Metazoa; Rotifera; Eurotatoria; Philodinida; Philodinidae
Source: the annotation of a GenBank genome assembly